This is a messenger RNA of Staurois parvus, 489 nucleotides long. The record is from the annotation of a GenBank genome assembly. Lineage: Eukaryota; Metazoa; Chordata; Amphibia; Anura; Ranidae.
ACAGGUCUCGGGCCCUCAGGCGGAGCAGCGGGCGCCGGACCCCCAGGUGGAGCGACAGGUCUCGGGCCCUCAGGCGGAGCGACAGGUCUCGGGCCCCCAGGCGGGGCGGCGGGCGCCGGACCCCCAGGUGGAGCGACAGGUCUCGGGCCCCCAGGCAAAGCGGCGGGCACCGAGUCACCAGGCACGACAGUGGGCUCCGAGUCAACUGGUAUGACCGCGGGCACUGGGUCAGACAUUGGAUCGUCUGACUGGACAGCGGGCAUCGGGUCACCAGGCAUCAGGUCAUUUGGCCCGACAGCGGGCACCGCGUCAUCUGGCAAGGCAGUGGGCUCCGAGUCAACAGGCACGACAGUGGGCACCGGGUCAUCAGGUACCGGAUUGUCUGGCUCGACAGCGGGCAUCGGGUCAUUUGGCUUGCCAGCGGGCACCGCGUCAUCUGGCAAGGCAGUGGGCACCGGGUCACCAGGCAUUGGAUCGUCUGGCUGGAUC